Messenger RNA from Trichechus manatus latirostris (Florida manatee), 3257 nucleotides. It is a transcript of the gene MKRN2, whose product is annotated as makorin ring finger protein 2. Gene Ontology annotation, molecular function: ubiquitin protein ligase activity; metal ion binding. The transcript has 8 exons. The coding region runs from base 668 to 1885 and encodes 405 amino acids. The record is from RefSeq and is a predicted model, not a curated record. Gene Ontology annotation, biological process: protein polyubiquitination. Lineage: Eukaryota; Metazoa; Chordata; Mammalia; Sirenia; Trichechidae.
UACUGACCUUUUGGUUAGCAUCUGAACUCUUAACCACUAAGCCACCACGGUUUCCUUGAUAGGGGUAGUAAUAAUAUUCCUCACAGGAUUGUUAGGAUUAAAUGGGAUAAAGAAGGUUAAAGUGCUAAACAGAGUUUUGAUCGUUACUGCUUGUCACAUAUUUUAUAUUUUUUCUUAUUUUGUAUAUUUCUCAUAAUAUUUCUUGUCCAGAGGGAAGGAGAGACCUCACUGUUCAAAAGUCUUCUUUCAAGGGAUACGUGAGUUGUCCCUUUUUAAAGAAGAUACGUUGUCAGAAUCCUACAGGAGACGGGUGAAAGAGGUGAAAUCAGAUUGGUUGUGAAUUGAUAGUUUGAAAGCUGGGCAUGGGUACAUCUUAAAGAGUUCCUUCCGUUAUUCUGUCUACUUUCAUAUAUGUUUGAGAUUUCCCAUAAUGUGGUUUUUUUUAAAUGAUAAAUUAAAACAUGGGUUCUUUACUAAAAAGAGUUUCAUAGCAGGAUUUCCUUAGCCUUUAAUAAACUGACAAUUUCAUUUCUUUAAGGCCUUCCUAGCGUGGACACUGUGGCAGCCUUCUAAUGGGGUCCAUGCCUGCAGUUUCAGCAUUCUCCAUUCUGUUCUCCACCUGCAGUUCGAGUGACCCUCCCGAAGAAGGCCUGAGAGAGGGUAUUUUAUGCAUGGUGUGUGUCGGGAAGGAAACCAGUGCCUGUUCUCACAUGACUUGGCGAACAGCAAGCCCUCCACCAUCUGCAAAUACUAUCAGAAGGGUUACUGCGCCUAUGGAACUCGUUGCAGAUAUGAUCACACAAGACCCUCUGCUGCAGUGGGUGGUGCUGCGGGCACCGUCCCCCACGGUGUGCCCUCCCCGGGUUUCCACAGUUCUCACUCUCCUUCUGAACUCUCUGCAUCUAUUAUGAAAACUAGCUUACACGAGCCUGGGAAACGUGAAAAGAGAACAUUGGUGCUUAGAGACCGAAAUCUCUGUGGCCUGGCUGAGGACAAGGCUCUGCCUUGUGUGGUGAGUAACCCAGGGGGCUGCAGCGACCCCCAGAACAGCCUGGAGAUGAAGCCGCACUCCUACCUGGAAGCAAUCAGGAGUGGCCUUGAUGACUUAGAAGCCAGCAGCUCCUAUACCAGCGAGCAGCAGCUGUGCCCCUAUGCCGCUGCUGGGGAAUGUCACUUUGGAGAUGCUUGUGUCUACCUGCAUGGGGAGGUGUGUGAGAUCUGCAGGUUACAAGUCCUGCACCCCUUCGAUCCGGAGCAAAGAAAAGCACAUGAGAAGAUUUGCAUGUCAACCUUUGAACACGAGAUGGAAAAGGCCUUUGCCCUCCAGGCAAGUCAGGACAAAGUGUGCAGCAUCUGCAUGGAAGUGAUCCUUGAGAAGGCAUCUGCUUCCGAGAGGAGAUUCGGGAUUCUCUCCAACUGCAAUCACACGUACUGCUUGUCCUGCAUCCGGCAGUGGAGGUGUGCCAAGCAGUUUGAGAACCCAAUCAUCAAGUCUUGUCCAGAAUGCCGUGUGAUAUCAGAAUUUGUCAUUCCAAGUGUAUACUGGGUAGAAGAUCAGAAUAAAAAGAAUGAGUUGAUUGAAGCUUUCAAACAGGGAAUGGGGAAAAAGGCCUGUAAGUACUUUGAGCAAGGCAAGGGGACCUGCCCAUUUGGAAGCAAAUGCCUUUACCGCCAUGCUUACCCUGAUGGGCGGCUUGCAGAGCCCGAGAAACCCCGGAAACAGCUCAGUUCUGAAGGCACCGUGAGGUUCUUUAACUCUGUGCGGCUCUGGGAUUUCAUCGAGAACAGAGAAAGCCAGCACAUCCCCAACACUGAAGACGUCGACAUGACCGAGCUUGGGGACCUCUUCAUGCACCUUUCGGGAGUCGAGUCUUCAGAUCCCUGAAGAGUAGACGGUCGCCCCUGCACCUUGGGCUCAGCUGGUCGAGCCUCCCAAGCUAGGGCGUGCAGCUCCCUGUCUGCUGCGCUAGGUGGCGUGUCACUCUGGUUUGAGUGGCGUUGUUCUUAGCCUUGGUCUCAUCCACUCUCCAUGAUUACGGCCACGGGAACAGUGAAGGAUAUAAAAUAACCUGUCUAGUAUAUGGCCUGGUCAUUCUUACAAUUGGUAUGUUAGCUGCACUUCAAGCUCCUUAGGGGAAACAGCUAACCACUCAAACCGAGUUCUGACCGAUUGCUUUUACAACAAACCUGGUUCCUGUUUCUCCCCAGAAGCAGUAAACUUGCAGUUGCUCCUUAACGCAGCAGAUUCCUUUUUCUUACCAAAGGAUUCUGCUUCAUCCUGUAAAAGGAUUCCUCUGUAGUGACUUUCCUUAGUGUAUUUAAUUUCCUUAGUGUAUUUAAAUAGUGUGUGGUCAAAACUUUGACUUAAACAGGACUUCUCAAGCACAUUUUCUGUAAAGUGGGCUCUUCACAGCUAUAGUAUAAAAUUUUAGCACUCAAAGGCUCUUCACCUUAAGUAUGAUCAUCAUUCUUUUGAGUUCUCUGAAGUAUCCAAAAGGAGUUGCUUCUUUUUCAGGGAAAAGCGUUUCCAAUUACCAUGAAACUAGAAUUUUGUAUUUUGGCAAACAUGGAAAAUGAAAGAGGCCAUGUUUACCGAAAGAGCAGUAACCUUGUUGCCAUGUGUUCAGUAAACAAAGAAGUUCAAGUAUAAAUCUUUUUCCCUGUAAGGGAGGCUCUUGAAGUACGCAAGGCAGUCCUGGGAAGCAGAUUGGAAGUAUAGCCCUCUCACUGCUGGGCCUGGGCCCAAAGAACCCCUGCACACAUCCCUCCAGAGAAAACAACCCUGGCUCUCACCUGGGAGCUCUUUGGACAUAGGCCUGUCAUAUGGGGUUAAUAGUCAAGCAUUUAUUCUUACCUGUAAAGCGUGGCUUUGAUUUGAAAUUUUGUAACUUGAUGGACCCCAAGGAGGUUUCUGGUUCUGCACCCAGCAAGUGUCCUGAAAGAAGUGAGCUCAAAUCUUCAAUUGUGAUUUUAAUUGAAGGACGAGUGUAAUCUUGGAAUUUGUCUAUUUUUUUUAACAAGCUGUAGAUAACAAAUGUUUUAUAAAUGUAGGUAGAAAAGGUCUGCUUUUACCUUUGAGUUUAGAGCUUUUACCUUUGAGUUUAGAGUGCCUUUUGUUUAAGAAGACAAAGGCUGAAGUAAAAUUCACUCCAAGCCUGUGCUCUGGGCUCACUUCCUGCUUCUUGUAUUCUUCUCCAGAAGAGAGUACUGAUUUAUAACCCACCCCUAAGGGCCUGAACAAGUGGAGUGUCAAGCUG